AUGGCGGUCGAGGAUAAUGCAAAGAGAAUCGAGGAAGCCCGCAAGAAUGCCAAAGAGCAUCCGGAGCAGAGUGAGGCUAUCUUCAAGGACAUCCUCUCCAAGCCGCCUGGUUCAAACGACAAGGCUGUCCGCGAGUUCGAGAAUGCUUUGAUUGGCCUGGGAGAGCUGUACCGUGACCACAAGCGAACACAGGAUCUAGCUACACUCAUUCAAGAAACGCGAGAUGUGCUCACCAGCUUUGCGAGGGCGAAGACUGCGAAGCUCGUUCGCCAGCUGCUCGACCUCUUCCACGCGAUACCCAACACCACCGACAUUCAAAUCGACGUCACAAAGUCAUGCAUCGAAUGGGCUGUCUCGCAGCGUCAAGGCUUCUUGCGCCAAAACCUCGAAGUCCGACUCGUUGCUCUUCACAUGCAGAAACAGUCAUACUACGACGCUCUUACACUCAUCAACAGUCUGCUCAAGGAGCUAAAGCGAUUGGAUGACAAGCUCGUGCUGGUGGAGGUCCAGCUGCUGGAGAGCAGAGUAUAUCACGCGCUAGGAAAUGUCCCCAAAGGCAGAGCGGCGUUGACGAGUGCACRAACAAGCGCCGCUUCAGUCUACACCCCACCUCUGCUCCAGGCCGGAUUGGACAUGCAGUCGGGGCAACUGCACGCAGAAGAUGGAGAUUUCAACACUGCUUUCUCGUACUUCAUCGAAGCGAUGGAAGGUUACCACACACAGGAGGACCCGGUCAAGGCCACGUCCGCUCUUCAGUACAUGCUUCUGUGCAAGAUCAUGCUCAACCUCAAGGAUGAUGUUGACACACUCAUGACCUCGAAGCACGCCAUCCGCUAUGCUGGUAAAAACUUGGACGCCAUGAAGGCUGUGGCACGCGCACACAACAACCGCAGUCUGGAAGAAUACGAGCAAGCCCUCCACGCAUACCGCUACGAGCUUGGAAGCGAUCGGUUCAUCGCAUCGCACCUCCGUCGUCUCUACGAUAGCAUGCUGGAGCAAAACCUCAUCAAGGUCAUCGAGCCUUUCUCGCGCGUGGAGAUCAGCCAUAUCGCGCACAUGGUCGGAUUAGACGUCGUACAGGUGGAGCGGAAGCUAAGCCAGAUAAUUCUCGAUCGGGUCAUUAUCGGUGUUCUUGAUCAGGGAAGCGGUGUGCUUGAGGUGUUUGAGGAAGCGGAGCGAGAUACGGGUUAUGAUGGUGCGCUCAACUCGAUCGACAAGCUGGGUAACGUGGUGGACAUGCUCUUCGCGAACCAGGCGAGUCUGCUGGAGUAA
This is a messenger RNA of Ramularia collo-cygni, 1272 nucleotides long. Its product is annotated as probable 26S proteasome non-ATPase regulatory subunit 11. Gene Ontology annotation, biological process: ubiquitin-dependent protein catabolic process. Bases 1 to 1272 code for a protein of 423 amino acids. The transcript has 2 exons. The record is from RefSeq and is a predicted model, not a curated record. Gene Ontology annotation, molecular function: structural molecule activity; protein binding. Gene Ontology annotation, cellular component: proteasome regulatory particle, lid subcomplex. NCBI's taxonomy places the organism in Eukaryota, Fungi, Ascomycota, Dothideomycetes, Mycosphaerellales, Mycosphaerellaceae.